CUUGAUCCUGAAACAUGUGAAGAAAAGAUAAAGAAUGUUCGGAUGAAGUUGCAUUCACUCUUUCAAGAGUACGAGUGUUUCUCCUCAUCUGCUUUUGCAACUAAUCCAACGACAAUGAGAAAUGCUUCUAGUGGAGUAUAUGAAAAUGAAGUGGAUGAUGAAGAAGGUUUUUCAAAGAAGGAAGUGAAGUUUGACACAAUAUUUGACAAUGAAUAG
Molecule: messenger RNA, 216 nt
Organism: Ilex paraguariensis (yerba mate)
Lineage: Eukaryota; Viridiplantae; Streptophyta; Magnoliopsida; Aquifoliales; Aquifoliaceae
Source: the annotation of a GenBank genome assembly